Messenger RNA from Leucoraja erinaceus (little skate), 3423 nucleotides. RefSeq names its product integrator complex subunit 4 (gene ints4). Gene Ontology annotation, biological process: snRNA processing. The record is from RefSeq and is a predicted model, not a curated record. Bases 31 to 2952 code for a protein of 973 amino acids. The transcript is spliced from 23 exons. Lineage: Eukaryota; Metazoa; Chordata; Chondrichthyes; Rajiformes; Rajidae. Gene Ontology annotation, cellular component: integrator complex.
UGCGCGGCGGGGCGGGGCCAGCGCCCGGUGAUGGCGGCGCACCUGAAGAAGCGGGUGUACGAGGAGUUCACCAGAGUGGUGCAGAUUCAACAACCGCACGAUGAAAUUCCCGCCAAGAAACUGCGCCUGGCGAAGCCCAGCAAGUCGGCGGCGCUGCACGUUGACCUCUGCAAGUCCACAAACUCCACCGAGGCGCUGCAGUACCUGUUGCAGUUCGCAAAGAAGCCGGUGGAAGCGGAGAGUGUGGAGGGAGUGGUCCGCAUCCUCCUGGACCACUACUACAAGGAGAGCGAGAGCUCGGUCCGUCUGAAGAUCGCCUCCCUGAUUGGACUGCUGUCGAAGACUUCGGGCUUCCUACCCGACUGCAUCGUGGAUGAAGUCAUUGUCGCCCUUAAUAAUGAGAAAUCCCACCAAGUCCUUGCCCAGCUGUUGGACACCAUGUUGCUGAUUGGCGUUCAGCUCCAGGAGAACCUGCCGCUCAGUUUCCGCUUGGUGGACAUCGGCUGCAAGCAUCUGUUGGACACGUCGCACAUCGUACGGAACAAGUGCUUACAGCUGGUCGGCUGCCUGGGCUCCCUGGAGAGACUUGGGGUGAAGGAACUGGAGAACGUGGCCACCAAAGACGUGCAACGGAUCAUCAGCGACUCCUUCAGCGACCAGGACCCGCGCGUUCGAACGGCAGCGAUGAAAGCCAUGUUACAACUCCAUGAACGGGGAAUGAAGCUGCAGCAGACCAUCUACUGUCAGGCGUGCCGGGCACUGUCGGAUGACUACGAGCAAGUCCGUUCCGUUGCCGUGCAACUCGUGUGGGUCCUCAGUCAACUAUACGCCGAUAGUAUAGUUCCCAUUCCCUCCUCCAACGAGGAGAUUCGCCUGGUCGAUGAUGCUUUUGGGAAGAUCUGCCACAUGGUGAAUGAUGGGUCGUGGCUCGUGAGAAUACAGGCCGCCAAACUGCUGGGAUCCAUGCACCAAGUCAGUGUUCAAUUUCUGGAACAAACCCUCGAUAAGAAACUGAUGUCUGAUCUGAAGAGGAAGCGCAGCGCCCACGAGCGGGCCAAGGAGCUGUACACCUCGGGCGAGUUCUCCAGCGGCCGCAAGUGGGGGGACGAUGCCCCCAAGGAGGCGGUGGACACCUACACGGUCAACCUGAUCAACUCUGGGGCCUGCGGAGCCUUCGUUCACGGGCUGGAGGACGAGAUGUACGAGGUCCGUAAUGCAGCGGUGGAGUCCCUCUGCAUGUUGGCUCAGGCCUCCGCCUCCUUCGCCGAGAAGUGCCUGGACUUCCUGGUGGACAUGUUCAACGACGAGAUCGAGGAGGUGAGGCUGGGCUCCAUCCACGCCCUGCGGAAGAUCUCGUGCCACAUCCGGCUGCGGGAGGACCAGCUGGACACGGUGUUGGCAGUGCUGGAGGAUUCUUCCCGUGACAUCCGUGAAGCUCUCCAUGAGCUGCUGUGCUACACUAAUGUGUCCACCAAGGACGGAAUCCACCUGGCCCUGGUGGAGCUGCUGAAAAACCUGGCCAAGUAUCCCACCGACCGCAACUCCAUCUGGAAAUGCCUCAAGUACGUGGGGAGCCGGCAUCCGACCCUGGUGUUGCCUAUAGUGCCGGAACUGCUCAGCACACACCCGUACUUUGACACGCCCGAGCCCGACAUGGAUGACCCGGCUUACAUUGCCGUGCUGGUGUUGGUUUUCAACGCUGCCAAGACCUGCCCCACCAUGUCAGCGCUCUUCUCAGACCACACGUUUCGACACUACGCCUACUUGCGGGACAGCCUGUCCGACCUGGUGCCGCCGCUGCAGUUGCCAGGUAGAAAGAUGGUGUCUGUGUCGGACUCGUCCAACCACGCGCUGAACGAGGACUCGUCCCGGCUGUUUGUGCAGCAAAGCCUCGACCGAGCUCAAACUAUUCAACACCUGGACUCGCAAGGAGCUCAGGAGCUCCUGAAGCUAACUAUCCGGGACCUGCAGAGACUCGGGGAGCUGCAGCCUGAGUUGGCGGGGAUGGCCGAGUUUUCAGCCACUUACCUGCAGUGUCAGCUACUCCUCAUGAAGUCGCUGCAGGAGAAGCUGUGGAACGUGGCCGCUCCCCUCUACCUCAAACAGAACGUCAUGGCCGCCUCUGCCGCCAGACAGAUUGUGGAGCACACCUACAGGCUGGAGUUCCUGUACAGCGGGCUGGGGAGCAGGCAGGUGGCCACCAUCCACCACAUGCGGCUACAGGCCAAGGCGCUGCAGCUCAUCCUGACCGCCCGCACAUCCCGAGGGAUGGAAACUGUGAUCAGCAUGUGCGAGAAACUCCUGCAGGAGCUGGAGAUAUUCCCCAGGCGUUUUGCGGCUGAGUUGCAGCACUUCCAGGAGAGCUUUGUGGAGAAGCUGCUGGAGGUGCUGCCCAGGCUCAUGGCUUGCAAGCCCAUGGAGCUGGUGAAGAUUCUGCAGACCACUCUCCGAAACAGCACCAUCGUCCUACUAAAGCUAACCGACCAGGUACACAAGGCCUCUGCGACCAUCAUCGAGCCCACUGGCGAGUCGGACAACCCACUGCGGUUCACGUCCGGUCUAGUGGUCGCGCUGGACGUGGACGCCACCUUAGAGCACGUGCAGGACCCUCAGUCCAUCAUCAAAGUGCAGGUCACGUACCCAGAUGGCCAGGCCCACAUCAUCCAUCCCAAACCGGCUGAUUUCCGAAACCCUGGGCCAGGAAGACACAGGUUGAUCACUCAAGUCUACCUUUCCCACACCGCAUGGACAGAGCCGUGCCAGGUUGAGGUGCGUUUGCUCCUGGCCUACAGCUCCAACAAGGGCAGGGCGUCGAGCCUGGGCCCGUUGUCCAGGUCACCGUGGAGCGACAGCACCGAGGCCUUGCUGCAGGCCCCCAACGUCAUCGAGGGCACCAUCAACCUGAGCAAGCAGGUCAAGGUCUACCUCAUGCCAAAGCCCACCAGGAGAUGAGCGGGCCAACACCUACCGCCGGCAGGUGGCAAGCUGCCGAGGCCAGCGGACUGUGCUGAGCUGGGCGUUACGACGUCGGGGCGUUUUCACUCGAGCAGCGAGGGCACUCUAGGUCAGUUGUGGACGGAGCUAGUGUUGGAGGGAAGGUGUGAGUUGUCCACCUGAGAACCAAACUCUGAGCAGCUCAGGGCAGGAGCAAUGAAGGACCUAAUUCCGCUUACGCGGUUUUUUUUUCGGCGACUUGCCGACAUAGUCGCAGCAGGUGGCCGAAGAUGUUCAACAUGUUGAAAAUCCAGCGGCGACUCUUUGGGGGACUACUCACGACCAAACAGGCCUCACCCUGCGACGUGUCGCCUGCAUGGUCGUGAGUAGUCACCCGAAGAGUCGUACCAUUUUUUGGUCGCCUCUGGAUUUUGAACAUGUUGAAAUUUUGACGUGUUUCUUGACUCUUUGGGUGACUCUUUUGUCUAC